Salvelinus namaycush (lake trout) is the source of this 4612-nucleotide messenger RNA. RefSeq names its product nuclear receptor subfamily 2 group F member 6-like. Gene Ontology annotation, biological process: negative regulation of transcription by RNA polymerase II; cell differentiation; anatomical structure development. NCBI's taxonomy places the organism in Eukaryota, Metazoa, Chordata, Actinopteri, Salmoniformes, Salmonidae. The coding region runs from base 1270 to 2487 and encodes 405 amino acids. The record is from RefSeq and is a predicted model, not a curated record. Gene Ontology annotation, molecular function: zinc ion binding; nuclear receptor activity; RNA polymerase II cis-regulatory region sequence-specific DNA binding. The transcript has 5 exons.
CAGGCUGAAGAAAACUGAGGGAGCAGGAGAAACACAGACACAGAGAGAGAGAGGAUGGUCAGUGUGGCGGCUUGCAACACUGUCUAGAGCCUAGCCUUCUUUUUAAAAAUCUUAAUUACAUUUGUGGACUCUGCAGCCAAAGGGAGGAGAGAAAGCCCUGUCCCUUCCCCCUUGCCUCAGCCACGGGAAGUACCCACACGGACUGAGCACAGGGCUAGGCCACAAGUCAUUAGUGCUCGGUGGGAAAAAACUGACAAAAGACUGGAGUGAGUGCUUAGAGUAUCUCCACUGACUUCAGAGGGGUGGAAAGGAGGCUUUUUGGAUUUCUACCUCAUCUGUGCGCUCUAUUUUUGGAGGGUCUGAAUCAGAGACUGGUCUAGCCACUACGGCCGAUGAUAUUGCUACAGCCUAGCCCUCUGCAACAACAAACAAGGAAGAGAGGGCACUUCCUUGAGCAAAAGAUCAUUUUGAAGAGAGCCAGAGAGACUGGUUGAUUUAGUUAAACAGAGGGGGUAGAUGUAACCACAGUUGAGACGUGAUAGUAGUUUUCUGUGUGCCUUGAUGAUAUUGCUACACAGUGAGCUGUGAAACUUCAAGUUGUUUUGCUAAUGGUGACCUGGAAGAGCUCUUUGUCAACCAGAAUGUUGUUGGUGCUCUGAGGAUUGCUGGUAAACCCGUCUCUUGCCUCGCUCUGUCUGUACCCUCACUCCCGCCGUGGCUGUAAGAGUGAUCUAGCAAAAACAAGACAUUGACAUUUUAUAUGAAUGUACUUCCCAAGGUUCUGUUUCUUGGCUGAAGCGUUAACAAUUCGACUUCUAUAAGACAGCCGUCGGGGGACAUGGGCCAAAGGACAAAACACACCAAAAGAGUGAAUAACUGAAAAAGGAGAAAGAAAAACAGGGGGUAUUGGAAGCCACAGGCAUGCAAAACAAAAGUUUCUAAAGUGAAAGGCUUAACUAUUUCCGGAUCAUAGUGGAAGGGGAGGAGACAAAACAGCUCUAUUGUUUUUUUUCGGAGGACAAACAUUCUACACCAUUUAUACUGUUCUAUAAAUUAAAAGAGGGUGUGGGUAUUUUUCAGACAGACUAUUUUAGUUUCUAACACACUUUAAGGAUCAAAAAGCCAAACAAAUUAUUAAAUGAGAAGACAGAGAACCUUCAAAUAUUGAACUCUGAACAGCGGAGCACAAAAGAAAGUCAGAAAGUUUAGACGGCAGCUACCGAAAGCUUUGGCCGUCUCCCAUUCCUUCUGUGGUCUGCUAAUCAAACAAUGGCCAUGGUAAGUGGGGGCUGGGGAGAUCCCAACGGGGGCACCAACGGGCUGGGGGAGAAGGGCUAUCUGAGGGGAGAGGAGGAGGACGGUUCGCCCCAGGCAGGGGGCAGUGACAUGGAGGCUGGGGACGAGGACAAGGCAUGUGUGGUGGACUGUGUGGUGUGUGGGGACAAGUCCAGUGGGAAGCACUACGGUGUGUUCACCUGUGAGGGCUGCAAGAGCUUCUUCAAGAGAAGCAUCCGUCGCAACCUCAACUAUACCUGCAGGUCGAAUCGAGAGUGCCAGAUCGACCAACAUCAUCGUAACCAGUGCCAGUACUGUCGCCUGGAGAAGUGCUUUCGUGUAGGAAUGCGCAAAGAAGCAGUUCAGCGCGGACGUAUCCCCCCCUCACACUCCAGCCUCAGCCCCACGGGCACCCCAGUAGGUGGUGGUAGUGGCGUAGGAGGGGCCGAUUUCUACAACAACAAUGGUGGGCAGCCCGUGUCAGAGCUAAUCUCCCAGCUGCUGCGUGCCGAGCCCUACCCCAGCAGCCGCUACGGCCACCAGUACAACCAACAAGGCCAGGCCACCGGCGCGGGCGGGGCUGUCAUGGGCAUCGACAACAUCUGCGAGCUGGCAGCUAGGCUGCUCUUCAGCACCAUUGAGUGGGCCAGGAACAUCCCCUACUUCCCAGAGCUGCCUGUGUCAGAGCAGGUAGCUCUCCUCAGGUUGAGCUGGAGCGAGUUGUUCAUCCUGAACGCAGCCCAGUCCGCCCUGCCCCUCCACAUGGCCCCACUGCUGGCCGCUGCGGGUUUCCACUCCUCACCCAUGUCGGCCGAGCGGGUGGUGUCCUUCAUGGACCAGGUGAGGGUGUUCCAGAACCAGGUGGAAAAGCUGAGCCGGCUCCAGGUGGACUCUGCCGAGUACAGCUGCCUUAAGGCCAUCGUCCUCUUCUCGCCAGAUGCGUGUGGCCUGACAGACCCAGCCCAUGUGGAGUCUCUGCAGGAGAAGGCCCAGGUGGCUCUGACAGAGUACGAGCGGAUGCAGUACCCAGGUCAGCCCCAGCGCUUCGGCCGCCUGCUCCUCCGCCUGCCUGCCCUCCGCGCGGUGCCCGCCAACCUCAUCUCCCAGCUCUUCUUCAUGCGUCUGGUGGGCAAGACGCCCAUCGAGACUCUCAUCCGCGACAUGCAGCUCUCCGGAAGCUCCAUCAGCUGGCCCUACGUCCCUGGACAGUAACCCCGAAAGGAAGUCUCCGUCUGGGCAGUGACGACAAGGACCACAGGUUCCUCUGACUCAUCCAUCUGUGUGAUCCUAUGCUAGCACCAGCUGGACAUCAUACAUGUUGUACUGCCUCCAUGAACUGAGCUCUCCAUACCAGCCUAGUGCCAGCUGGGUCUAUUGCCAGCACACUGGUGCCAACACACCUACUGUGCGCCAUUAUGGCAACCCGAGUCAGCUAUGCCAUCCGCAUGCCAUAGUGACUUACAUACACACAUUAAUGUCCUGCCAAUAGAGGUCACUGGAACCAUGCCUCAUUUUCCACAUCUCAUUGCGUUUGGUGCAAAGACUUUCGACAUCAACAUCAGACCUUUGGUGGAGUUUCAAACCAAGACAGAGAUCACACUUGGUGAAAUUCUGGAGAAUUCUGGUAGAAAAGCUUUAUAUAUGCAAACACAGAAGUGGUAGAGGAGGAAAUGGAACUGGGACAAGACAUUUCACCCAAAUCUUCAUCGUCCACAGAAAUUUCACUCAAAACGUAAUUGUUCUUAAAGCUAGAAUCCUUACUUGCUACAUCCAUUUUUGGACUUAUAAAUGAAUUAUAUAUACCCAUUUAUUCUUGAAGAAUAUAACUUAUAAAUAACUUUUAGUCUCAAAACAUCGUUUAAACUACAUUGUUAAAUGUACAUACAGUAUCUCCAGGCCCAUUCCUCAGCUUUUUACCAAAACAGAGGCGGUUUGCCCGCUUUGUUAUUGUUUCAAUUAAGGAUUAUAGCUUUAAAGGAUUAUAGCUUUUUUAUAAUCUCAGACAUUUGAACUACUAAAUCAGCCAGACAGAUAAAAUGGAGAGACUUACUGAGGGACUCAACGACUGUUUCCAUGUAUCACUCAUAGGGCUCUUACUUGUUGUACUGGGCAACUUUUCAAAUGCCACAGUCACACAAAUAUGGAUCGAUACCUCACAAGACAGCAGAAUGCUAUAGACGGAUUUCUUCUAAAGGCAACCUCUCUGUCAUUGUACAGUUGUUCACCACAUACUGCCUUCUUUUCAACGACUGCCUUUUCAAUAUGAAUUCGGACAUUGCAGUAUGAGUAGAUCGUUCAUCUGGACAUAUUCUUUAAGAUUAACACUGUUUUUUUUUAUACGGACUGAUAUUUAAACUACACCUGAAGAUGAUGAAUGCAGCUGAUGUGAGUUACAGGCUGAUUGUUGAAACAAGACUGUUCUCAAGUGACAAAAAAAGUAUUUAAUCAAAAAGGUUGUGGCCAAAUGGUUCCCCUAUGACAUAUCACCAUGCUGAAAGGUUUUGGCCAAACGGUUCACCUAUGACCUGCGGCCGUGCUGAAAACAAUUAGCAUAUACAGUUGGUACUUUCAAAAUGCAGAGAAAUCGCAUCAAAACAAAUUUUAAGUGUUAAGAGGUGUAUAUACUGUAGAUUUAGGGAACCAAAGGUUGUCCUGCGGCAUGUCACAAUUUAGUUAUUGAUCUGUGUUUCAUCUCUACAAAAUGGGAUUAGAAGGUAAAGUUCUUUUUUUUAUGUUGAGUUCACAGUUCAUUUUUUUAAACAUGAACAUUUUCAUGUGAAAAUACCUCUACCCUUCCUCGAGAGGUGUCAAAAAGAUAUGAUUCUCCAUAGCGGUGAAAGUGACACUACACUGGUGCAGAACAAGAGGCUACUCCUGAGCCAAUUGUGUUGCCACCACAAAGCAAUGCAUUCCACUAGCUCAAUGCAGAACACUUAGGCAAUAUGGGAGUUUGUUGUCAUGGCUGUUUGGCGAUGUGACUGCUGCAGCCAAAAUGACAAGGUGAGUGUGUGGAUCGUUUCUUUCCUUAGUUGUGUCAGUUAACGCCAUAAGAAUGUCAGUUAGAUGUGGGCAAUAUGUUUUGUACUCACAAGCUAAUAAGAGAUGAAAUUAAUGAUUUGUAUAUACACUAGAUGAGUUUUGGGGUGAUGUGUUGAAGCCAUCGUGCCUCCAUCUUGGCACUCCCCCACCUUGUAAAAAAUAUUUUGGAAGCUACAGAAAUGCAUUUAUUAAUGUCUACGUUCGUUUUUGCCACAUUGAUUCCAUUACAGACACCUUAAUUCAUGCUUUUAAAUUAUAUUAUGUGAGGUAAGCAAAAAUAAAAAACGAAAAAAAUAUA